AUGGGGGGGGAGCGCCCGCUCCCGGUAGAGGGCGGCCUUCCGGUCCCGUUGCCGCUCGUCACCGACCUGGAUGGAGACGGCAAGAACGAGGUGGUGGUGCUAGCAGACGGCGGGAUGUUGAUCCGAGUGCUGUCGGUACCGGUAGCGUCGGGAGAGACACUGGUGGACCCUUGGAUAAUCCACUCGACGGAGUUGAGACCCACUCGACGGCUCGGGCGCGACGAGCGCGCGGUGGCCAUGGCGGCGGGGUACCUCGAACCGCCUGUCAACGCCCGGGACCCAGGAAGCUCAAGGCAGCAGCAGGUGCAGCAGCGACAGCAGCAGCGUAUUGUGGUCGUUGGGGAGGACUCGAGCGUUACCUGCUUCAACCAUCAGCUUGGCAGGCUGUGGACGACCUCGCUAGCGCACGAAGGGUCAUCAUCAGGCGAGGGCGGGUCUUUCGUCAUCGACCAGGUAGCGAUUACGGUGGCGCACUCCGUGCGCAAGCUGGACGAUCGAGGUCGCCCGAAACCGGGCACGGGCGAGGGACUGAUCGUUGUCGGGAUCAGCAUGCGCCAUCGAGACGGGCGCUUUCAUCACAGCAGGGCCGGUCGUGACCCCAGCGGGGGCUCUCCCGUUGACGGGGCCGACCCCCUGGGCGUUCAUGUGGAGGCGUUUGUGGAAGGGGAGGAGGACAGCCGGGACACUGUCGAAGAGGAGAAGAUGAGCGAGGAGGAGAAAGGGAGGAGAGCCGCCGAGCACUUCUCCCUCUUCGCGCUUGACGGCGAGACGGGCGAGGUCCGCUGGAGCCACGGCGGGGGUGCUCAUCACGGUGCGCAGGACAAGCAGAACGGCGGCGACGGCGGCGGCGGCGGCGGCGGUGGGAUCAGGGACUACGACUACUUCGACUUCGGCUUCGACCUCGACUACCCCGGCUUCGGCGACGACCUCCUCUACAACCAGACGGAGGGUGCCGCAGCGGCCCUGGCGUUCGAGGGCCUCGCGGCCGUGGCCGGCGCCGUCGGGGGCGGAAGCGGGCAGAGGACGAGGGACGGGCUCGAGGCGGUGGAGCUGUCCACGGGGAAGCCGCUCAGCGCGGUCGCGCUGCCCGCCGCCGCCGGGACGGACGCUGGGGUGUACGUGGACCUGAACGGCGACGGCGUCGUGGACCACGUCCAGGCGGUGGGCACGCGCGGAGGGCAAGGGUGGGGGCAUCUACACGAGGGGGUGGCCAUGGGCCAUCUGUCCGAGGAGCCCACGCCCUCCCAGCCGGCGCGACGGUUUCUUCCCCCGUGUUACGCCCUCGCGGUGAGCGGCCUCCCCCCUAGAGAGCAGCUCUUCAACGCCUCCCUUUGCCACGACGCCGGAGCUCUCUUCGAAGUACAGGAACGCCUUAGCAAGCCCAACUCCCGCUCGUCCUCACGAUCCCUGGACCUAGAGGUCGGAGCCGCAUCCCCGGCCAUCAUCCCAAGAGACUCGGCGGGGGUGGCGGCGGCGGCGGCCACGGGGGCCGCCACCGCCCGCUCGAGCUCUGGGGCAGGAAGGGGAGCACGUUCGGGAGGGGGAGGGGGAGGCGGGGGGGUGGGGGGGUGGGGAGAGGGUCCGGCGCGCUUCGACGCGGUGUUUGCCGUGAGCAGUGGGGUCGUAAGCAGCUACGACGACGAGGGGCGGCUAAAGUGGCAGGAUCGCCGCGGGCCCAAGUGGACCCGAAAAGACACCGAAGGCGGAGACCCCAGCAACGGGGGGGGCUACGUGGUCCCCUUCACCCUGGAGGUCGGCUGGCCUGGUCGCGGCCGGGGAAGGAUUAUCAACCCUUCCCCUGGCGCCGAGGAGCGAAUUCUAGUGGUGGGGCAGGACAAGAUGUGCGUGUACGACCGCGGGGGCCGCUUGGCCGGAUCCACCCCUCUCGCCGCCCCGCCCUCCCAGCGCCCGGUGCUCGGCGACUUCGACGGAGACGGCGUGGCCGACGUCCUGGUCGUGGGGUGGAGCGGGGCGGUGGCCGGCUACGCCCUCGCUCCGGACCCGGGAGUCCGGGCGAUGUUCGUGGCGGUGUUGGCGCUCGUGGCGGCGAUGCUGGUGGUCGCCGCCGUGCAUGUUCCGCCGCCGCCCUCGUCGUCGUCGUCGAGGGGGGGGGGGCGGGCGACGCAGUAUGGGACGGGGCUGGCUGGAGGGAAGUCUAAGCGCGCGACGGACUAG
This is a messenger RNA of Ectocarpus siliculosus, 2175 nucleotides long. The record is from the annotation of a GenBank genome assembly. Lineage: Eukaryota; Phaeophyceae; Ectocarpales; Ectocarpaceae.